This is a messenger RNA of Kockovaella imperatae, 1452 nucleotides long. Its product is annotated as actin family. The record is from RefSeq and is a predicted model, not a curated record. Gene Ontology annotation, molecular function: chromatin binding. NCBI's taxonomy places the organism in Eukaryota, Fungi, Basidiomycota, Tremellomycetes, Tremellales, Cuniculitremaceae. Gene Ontology annotation, cellular component: NuA4 histone acetyltransferase complex; SWI/SNF complex. Gene Ontology annotation, biological process: regulation of transcription by RNA polymerase II. Bases 16 to 1407 code for a protein of 463 amino acids. The transcript has 8 exons.
CAUUCACCGGCAAAGAUGGUGUACAACGGAGACGAGGUCUCUGCCAUCGUGGUGGAUUUCGGUUCACACACCACGCGAGCAGGGUACGCAGGCGAAGAUUGUCCUCGCGUUGUGUGUCCUUCUUUUUACGGGUACACCGAGGAAUCUGAUGCGUCGACGUCGAGCGGAGCUGCGAAUGGAAAUGGGGAGGAUGUACCGAUGGAUGGGAGUGUCGUGAAUGGCUCCAAAGGUAAACGCAGGUACUAUGUUGGGGAGAGCGGAGUUCCAGUAUGGAGGAAGGGCAUGGAAGUGGACAAUUUCAUGUUGGAUGGGAUUGUACACGAGCUCGAACCUGCGGCACAACUCCUUCACCAUCUCUUGACGGACAGAUUAUCUGUGGAUCCCACAGAACACCCGCUCAUGUUUACCGAGCCAGCUUGGAAUACACCGGCGUCGAGGGAGAACCUGACACGUAUGGCGUUCGAGCAAGAAGGUGUUCCAGCAUUGUACUUUGGAUCAUCGGGAGUACUCUCUGCCUUUGCGGCGGGCAAACCAACCGCUCUGGUCCUCGAUGUAGGAUACGCCAAUACGAGUGUUGUCCCGGUCGUCGAUGGAUAUGCACUGCGUGCAGGUACCAAGCGACAACCCCUCGGCUCAGCUCUUCUUCUCUCUCAACUCCAACAUCACUUCAAAUCCCCUACCUCCUCACGAAACUUUCCUCUCACCCUUACGCCUCGUCAGUUGCUGGCCAAACGGGAUCCAACGCCCGAAUCAGGUAUGCAAGUCAAUCCUGUGCUCAGAACGGACCGAGUCUCCAAUACCACUCCAUCCUGGCGUCAUUGGGCCGAGGGUAGCGUCGUGGAAGGAUGGAAAGAGUCUUGCGCCGAAGUCAUCAAUUACAAAGGAUUCGACUUUCAGACCGCUCGAGAACUACCUCAGACACUGUACGAGUUCCCAGAUGGUUAUCAGCAGCAAUUUGGCGAGGAGCGAUACAGGUUCACAGAGAUGUUGUUUGACCCUAAAAAUUACUUUGAUCAGUCUAUCGAGCCGCCUGCGGGUCUUCGCGUGGUUCAGUCAGGAGACCAUGCACACUCUCUGAAAGACCUCGUGCCGCUCUCUCAGCUCGUCCAUGAUUCCAUCAUGGCCUGCGACGUGGACGUCAGAGCGGCCCUCUUGCAGAAUAUCGUGGUGGUCGGCAACACGUCUUUGAUCAAGGGCUUGACUGAACGUUUGGAUUUGGAGCUCGCGGCUUUGAUGCCUAGUCAAAAGAUCAAAAUCCAUUCGCCCACCAUUCCAUUUGAGAAAAAAUUCUCGUCUUGGGUCGGAGGCUCUGUUCUGGCGAGUUUGGGUACGUUUCAUCAGCUGUGGGUCACGAAGGAUGAGUAUGAGGAGCAUGGGAUGGCAAUUGUGCACCAGAGGUGCAAGUAAAGUGUAGCCCAGGGUCUUGAGCUCCAUGCAUGGCAUGCUGUCCCA